Messenger RNA from Tricharina praecox, 1385 nucleotides. RefSeq lists its product as uncharacterized. Gene Ontology annotation, cellular component: mitochondrion. The record is from RefSeq and is a predicted model, not a curated record. Bases 106 to 1326 code for a protein of 406 amino acids. Gene Ontology annotation, molecular function: 4 iron, 4 sulfur cluster binding; lipoate synthase activity. NCBI's taxonomy places the organism in Eukaryota, Fungi, Ascomycota, Pezizomycetes, Pezizales, Pyronemataceae. Gene Ontology annotation, biological process: lipoate biosynthetic process. The transcript has 2 exons.
AUCUUAUCGAUCAGAUCUACGAUCCGCCAUCUCACCCACCCAACAAAAAGUUGCUUGCCACUUAGCACUUGCAAUGGUCCCACCUACCUGUCUAAAGAACCAACAAUGUCGUCGCUCGCCGCCUCUCUCCGUGUCGCGACUGCGAGUCGUACCUUGCGUCCAGCAGCACGCUGUCUAGCCACCGCGAGCACCACGCCGAACCCCACCGCCACGGGCACAACCCCCGCCGCGGCGCCCGAGGGCAUCACUAAACGCCGCGCCACGACCUUCACCGACCGGCUGAAUACAGGCCCAUCCUUCGACGACUUCGUAUCCGGCGAGCCCGUCGCGCAGGACCCACGGAUCCGCACCGUGAUCAACAGCAAGGGCAAGGAGCUCGUCCGGCUGCCAUCAUGGCUCAAGACCUCCAUCCCCGUAGGCGGGAACUUCAAAAAGAUCAAGGACGACCUGCGGGGGCUGGGGCUGCACACAGUGUGCGAGGAGGCGCGUUGCCCGAACAUUGGCGAGUGCUGGGGCGGCGGCGAUAAGGCGGCCGCGACCGCUACCAUCAUGCUCAUGGGCGAUACGUGCACCCGCGGCUGCCGCUUCUGCAGCGUCAAGACGAGUCGUCGCCCGCCGCCGCUGGAUGUCCACGAGCCGGAGAAUACCGCCGAGGCGCUGAGUCGCUGGGGGCUCGGGUAUGUGGUGCUGACCAGUGUGGAUCGCGAUGAUCUGGCGGAUGGUGGCGCGAGGCAUUUUGCCGAGACGAUUAGGAAGAUCAAGCAGAAGGCGCCGAGUAUCAAGGUCGAGGCGCUGACCGGUGACUUCAUGGGCGAUCUGGAGUGUGUAAGGGAGGUGGCGCUGAGCGGGCUCGACGUGUACGCGCACAAUGUCGAGACGGUCGAGGAGCUCACGCCGUUUGUGCGGGAUCGCCGCGCGACGUUCAGGCAGAGUCUCGCGGUGCUGAAGAAGGCAAAGGAGAGCAAGGAGGGGCUGAUCACGAAGACGAGUAUCAUGCUGGGGCUCGGGGAGACGGAUGAGCAGUUGAUGGCGGCGCUGAAAGAACUGAGAGCUGUCGACGUCGACGUCGUCACCUUUGGCCAGUACAUGCGGCCUACAAAACGCCACAUGAAAGUUGAGGAGUACAUCACACCCGAGGCGUUUGAGCGAUGGCGGCUCAAAGCUCUCGAGAUGGGCUUCAUGUACGUGGCCAGUGGGCCGCUCGUGCGGAGUAGCUACAAGGCUGGUGAGGCAUUCAUCGAGAAUGUGCUCAAGAAGCGGGCGAGCCAGCGGGAUACCGCAAUUGCCGAGGAGCAAGGCGUGCUGAGCGAGAAGCGGGUGGAUUGAUCGGUGGUGGUUACGGACUUCUUUUUGGAGGCGGUGGGGCGGGCUUGUGUCUAAUCGUU